GGUCCUUUUACGUCACACACAACUAACAGUAGUUAGCCUUUAGCAAAGAUGCUAACAUGCAUGCUGCGGUUAUCUGACCUGUAACUGGGGAAUAGGUUAACGGUGGAGGUCCCUAAACCCAGACUGCAUUGACCCUUUUAGUGAUUUAUCUGAGGGGAUUCAUUGAAGGUGCUGAAUUACGGCGUUUAAUGAACAUGUGGAGCUCAGGCCGCCGCCGUGUCCUUCAGGAUCUCUUGAGCCAGCCGGCUGUCAGGAGUUUCUCUCUGAGUCCUGCUCAGAAUACAGUCGUGGUGGAGCGAUGGUGGCAGGUGCCCUUAUCUAAAGUCGGCAGUUCGCCCAGGCUUCACCCACGAAGACACAAAAUCUACAAGCUGGUUGAGGACACCAAACAGACUCCCAAGAAGAACAUGGAGCUCAUCCUGACUAAGACAGUACCCAAGCUCGGUGGGCGAGGAGACACUGUGCUUGUGAAAAAGUGUAUCGGCAGAAAUAAGCUGUUGCCCCAAGGCCUCGCUGUGUAUCCGUCGCCGGAGAACAAACAGAUGUUUCAGGAGGAGAUAAAACGUCUGCGUGAGGGGAAGCCAGAGGAUAGAAUCCAAACCCGAACGGGACAAUUGACUGUGGAGCUCCUUAAACAAUCCAAGUUGAAGAUAAACAAAAUGCCCUCGGAUGACUUCCAGCUCAAUAAAGAGAUCGUCUGCCGACAGUUUGAAAAGAAGCUGGGAAUUGUUGUGCCACCUCAUGCAUUGAGUCUCCCAUUUGAGUCAGUCCAGGAAGUGGGUGAAUACUGGUGUGAAGUUAAGGUUAAUGGAAUUAACAUGGUUCGCAUCCCUGUGUCACUGAUGCCAUAUGAGGACCAAUCUGCAAGUUAUCAGCGCCAGUUGAAAAUACAAAUGCAGCAGGCGGCCGCAGAUAUCUCAGAACCUGCUGCUGCUGCUGCUGUGGAGGUGGUGUCUGUUGCUGCAGUGGAGGAAGUUGCUGUAAAAGCGGUGUCUGUUGCUGCAGUGGAGGAAGUUGCUGUAAAAGCGGUGUCUGUUGCUGCAGCGGAAGAAGUUGCUGUGAAGGCGGUGUCUGUUGCUGCAGCGGAAGAAGUUGCUGUGAAGGCGGUGUCGGAUGCAGCAGCGGAGGAAGUUGCUGUGAAGGCGGUGUCGGAUGCAGCUGCGGAGGAAGUUGCUGUGAAGGCGGUGUCGGAUGCAGCGGCGGAGGGAGUUGCUGUGAAGGCGGUGUCGGAUGCAGCAGCGGAAGAAGUUGCUGUGAAGGUGGUGUCGGAUGCAGCAGCGGAAGAAGUUGCUGUGAAGGUGGUGUCGGAUGCAGCAGCGGAAGAAGUUGCUGUGAAGGUGGUGUCGGAUGCAGCAGCGGAAGAAGUUGCUGUGAAGGUGGUGUUGGAUGCAGCACCGGAGGAAGUUGCUGUGAAGGCGGAGUCUGAUGCAGCACCGGAGGAAGCUACUGUGAAGGCGGUUUCUAAUGCUGAGGUGGAAGCUGAAGCAGGUAAAGACUGUGUGAGUAAAGUUGGUGAAGCUGCAGCCUCAGCCGGAGUCUCUGCUGCUGCUGAAGAAGAAACGGCAGCAGGUACACCGGCGAGUCAAGACACAACAGUACCACCAAAUGACAGCCCGAAAAAAGAUUAAAGGACUCAAAAUAAAGAUGUGCAUAGAACUAAAAUGAAUAUUGUUUACCUAUAAUACACAUGCAUAAAAACAGUUGUCGGCGUCAUUAUUAAAUUCAUUAUUUAAAUGUUGGGUGAACUAUAGUAUAUUACAUGUGAACUCUAAAUGAUAUUUGUAUAAAAUCUUUAUUUUAUAGGCAU
Cottoperca gobio is the source of this 1807-nucleotide messenger RNA. RefSeq lists its product as uncharacterized. Gene Ontology annotation, biological process: translation. Gene Ontology annotation, molecular function: structural constituent of ribosome. Lineage: Eukaryota; Metazoa; Chordata; Actinopteri; Perciformes; Bovichtidae. The record is from RefSeq and is a predicted model, not a curated record. The coding region runs from base 189 to 1628 and encodes 479 amino acids. Gene Ontology annotation, cellular component: ribosome. The transcript has 7 exons.